GUCUCCGGGACAGCCUCUCCUCUCACACAUCAUCUAAACUCACCGACCCGGGGGAGAAAGUAACUCACCUGCGAGCACGCAGAGCCAGCGCCAUUUUUUGCGGCUUUUUUUUUUUUUUUUUACCCCCCGACUUCCGAAUUCUUUCCUUUGUGUGUACGGGCGCCGACUGUCAUGGAGACCCCGCGAUCGAGACCCGGACACAACUCAUUUUGCCACACCUGCAGGAAAUCGGAGGAAAGCCGAAGGAAGGCGAAGAAGGCGUCCCGGUCCGGCCGAUGGUUGCUGUUCGCGUUGGCUCUCACCUUCUACGCGGUGGAGAUGACCUCGGCCGAGACGUUGUGCGGGGGCGAGCUGGUGGACGCGCUACAGUUCGUCUGCGAAGACAGAGGCUUCUAUUUCAGUAGACCCACCAGCAGGGGGAACACCCGGCGCACCCAGAACCGCGGGAUCGUGGAGGAGUGUUGUUUCCGUAGCUGUGACCUCAACCUUUUGGAGCAGUACUGCGCCAAACCCGCCAAGUCGGAACGGGACGUCUCCUCCGCCACCUCCCUGCAGACGGUAGCGGCCGUGCCGCCGUUAAAACAGGAAGCCCCGAGGAAGCCGCCGCCGCACGUGGCCGUCAAGCACUUCCGAUACGAGCAGUGGCAGCGCAAGGCGGCCCAGCGUCUGCGGAGGGGCGUGCCGGCCAUCCUUCGCCCCAAAAAACUGCGACGGCAGCAAGCGGAGAAGAAGAAAACCCCGGAGGAAGGUCGUCUCCGUCCCCGUCCCCACCGGUCCCUCAUCAGCAAACUGCCGCCCCUCAACCACAAAUGAGCCCGUCCGUCGACACGCGCCUGACAAAACGGGAUUAUAGCUUUGUCGUUCGGACCGGAGCGGCAAGCCCCGCCCCCCGGCCCUUUCUCGUCCAUGCCUUCGCAUUCUUUUUCCGCUCGGAUUGUUUUUUUUUUUUCCUCUUUUUUUUUUGUUUAAUCCUCCUGGAAAACCAAGUGACGAGAAGCUCGCGCGACAGAAUCCAUUCCGCCAUUUUUCUUUUUUUUAGUUUGCACCUCUACCUAUAAAGGGACUUCCACACUGUAAGGAAUUAUUUUGUAAAAUUAGAUUCCUGUUCCAGCACCUUUUUUUGAUCACAAACAAACGCAGAAAAAGCGAAAUUGCACAAUGCCACGGAUUACGUCAAAGUAAAAGAAAAAAAUAUAUGGCACUAUUUUUUUAUGGACAAACGAACGUGUCGCUUCUAAAAUGCCACGGUGCUAGCUUUGGGAAAAAAAAGACUCAAAGAAGAGGUGGAAAAGCACGUUUGGUUUUUCUUGGACUAUCUUAUAACUUUCCGUUUUAAGGAAAGUGGGAUUCUUUUUCACAAAAAAAAAAAAAAAAAAAGAAAGAAACAAAAAAAUAAACGGAGACAAACGGGAGAGCCGGAAAAAAGGAUGACGGGAAGCGCUAGCUAGCGCUAGCCAGCGCAGCUGGCUUCCUAACUACCUGAGGAUGAGCUAACUAGUGCUAGCCAGCUAGCUAGCUACCAGGAACGCUCCGAUGGGCUAGCUAGCUACCUGGAAUGAGGGACCCCCUUGGCGCCGCCCCUUUCUAUUUUGGACUGUACACCACUUCCAGCAGAAUCCUUCUGAUGGGAAGUGCCAACUAGCCGAGCUAGCCUACUCGGCUAGCUACCUGGAAAAUGACACCCUCUUCCGGUUUGGGACUGUACGACAAAGUCCUUCCAAUGGGAAGCACUAGCUAGCAGAGCUAGUUAGCUACCCUAGCUACCCCUUGGCUCCACCCCUUCUGGAUCGGGACCAUACGACACUUCCGGGACAGUCCUUCCAAUGGAAAGCGCAAGCUUGCUCGACUAGCUAGCUAACUAGCGACUCAGGACGAGGGACCGUCUUGGCUCCGCCCCUUCUGGAACGGGACCAUACAACACUUUCUGGACAGUCCUUUUAAUGGGAAGCUUGCUCGGCUAGCUAGCUAGCUACCCGGGACGAGGGACCCCAUUGGAUCCGUCCCUUCUGGAUCAGUAUCGUACGACACUUCCGGGACAGUCCUUCCGAUGAGAAGCGUGAGCUUGCUUGGCUAGCUAGCUACCCGGGACGAGGGACCCCUUUGGCUCCGCCCCUUGAGGAUCGGGACUAUACAACACUUUCUGGACCGUCCUUCCGAUGGGAAGCUUGCUCAGCUAGUUAGCUAGCUACCCGGGACGAGGGACCCCCAUUGGCUCCGCCCCUUCUGGAUCAGUACCGUAGCUUGCUCGGCUGGCCGGGACAAGGGACUGCUUUGGCUACGCCCCUUCCGGUUUGGGGUUGCUCGACACAUCUGGGACAGUCCUUCUGAUGGGAAGAGCUAACUAACGCAGCUAGCUACCCAGGAUGAAUGUCCCAUUGGCUCCACCCUUUCCAGUUUGGGACUGUACGACACUAGCGGCACAGUCGUGCUAGCUUGCUACGACUAACCCCGUUGGCCCCGCCCCUUCCAGCUUGGGAUCAUUCGACACUUGGGACCAUCUUUCUGAUGGGGAGUGCUAGCUUGCUCGGCUAGCUAGCUACCUUGAUCAAAGGACCCUCUUGGCUCCGCCCCUCCCAGAUCGGGACCGUACAACCCGUCCGGCACAGUCCUUCCGAUGGGAAGUGCUAGCUUUCUCGGCUAGCUAGCUACCUGUUAUGAGAGACCCCGUUGUCUCCGCCCCUUCCGGAUUUGGACCGUACGACACUUUGGACAGUCCUUCCGACGGGAAGCGCUAGCUACCCGGGAUGAAUGUCCCCCUUGGCUCCGCCCCUUGCGGAUCAGGACCGUACGACACUUCCGGAACGUCCUUUCCGAGGACCGUGGGGAUAAUCCACGUUUUUCUUUUACUUUUAUCUUUUUUGUGAUUUCAUAUCGACAAAAAAACAAAACAAAACAAAAAAAACAACCGUGACAUUCCUGUUUUUCCUAGUUAGGCAUUUUCACGGUUCUGUUCCGAUGUUACCGUUGUUAACUCCUCAGCUGCCAUCGACGGUUAUAGACGUCUCAUCUAAAGUUCCGAUCCUAUGAUCACGAGCCGCGUCAUUGGACGUCCAUGACCGUCGAUGGCGCUGAAAGAGUUUUGAUUCAAAGGGAAAAAACAGCAAUAAUGUCAACUAACAUUUAUUUUGUAUUGUAUAUCAGUAGUAUUCACAUGCCUGAAAACAAAUACUUGAAUAUAUCUAUCUAUACAUAAAAAAAAAUGUAUAAAUAUAUAUAUAGAUCUUUUAAUUAGUUUCCGGGGACGUCGUGUUCUUUCCUAUAGUCUGAGCUGUAUUUUACGACGGAGUUUUAGGGCCACGCAAAGAAAAAAAAAAGGAUAAAAGUCAUAAUAUUAUGGGAAAUAUUCGUAAUAUUAUGACAAUUAAGUUGCAACAUGUAAUUUACGUAUUGAACUAACGUGUCUCAAUCAUAAUAUUACGACAUUGUCGUUAUAUUACGAGAUGAAAGUCGUAAUAUAACGAGAUUAGAAUCGUAAUAUGAAGUAGUUGACUAUGUAAUAUGUCAGUAUACGGCACGACUUAAUAUUAAUAUUACAACUUUACAUAACUAAAAUUUGAGAUUUAAGUCAUUUGUUGGUAUCUUAUAAAAUUAAAAGCCUAACUGUUCUAGAAAAAUCAUAAUCAUCGAAAUAUGACGUAACCUUCCGUACUUUUACGCAACAGCUAAUGAUUAGCGUUAGCUAAAUCAUAAUAUGAUGUUACGAUGUAACGAGACAAGUUUUAUGUCGUAAUAUUACAAGGAAUAAGCUGUAAUAUUACGACGUUCAAGUCGUAAUGUUACGAAAUUUUACGUAAUUGACGUACUUGAAGUAACUUUAGAUAAUAGCUAUUGAGUCAUCUUUGCUAACGCACAACAUCAUGACAAGAUUUACUUUGUAAUAUUACAAGAAAAUAAUAUUACGUAACUUUACGUGUAAUUGAUUCAUCUUAGCUAAUCGUAAUAUGAUUUUACAUCUGGCUGCAAUAUUACGAGAUUGAAGUCAUAAUAUGACAUAACUUUACGUAAUAGCUAUUAGUUAAUCUCUGCAAAAUUAUAAUAUUACAGGGUCACAUCAUGUCGUAAUAUUCCAAGAUUUUAGUCAUAAAAUUACGGAAUUUUUUAAUGUAAUAUUACGAGAUCAAAGUCAUGAUAUUACGUAACUUUACGUACUCUACUUAGUAUCUGUUGAGCUUAACAAAAUCAUAAUAUUAUGACGUUACUUCGUAUGUCGUAAUAUUGCAAGAUUUAAAUCGUAAAUAUUCUGAUGAAAAUUUCCUAAUUUGACGUACUUUAAGUAACCUUACAUAAUGGCUAUUGAGUUGUCUUUGCUAACGUCAAACUUCGUAAUAUUACAAGGUCUAAUUUGUAAUAUUACGAGGAAAAAGUCCUAUUACGUAACCACGUACUUUACGUAAUAGCUAUUAAUUCAACUUAGCUAAUCGUAAGUAAUAUGAUAUUACGUCAUACAUCAAAAUAAGGUAAUAUUACAGGAAUUCGGAAUAGUACAAGAAAAAAGCAGAAGUCAUAAUAUUACUUUACUUCACGUACUUUACGUAAUAGCUAUUAAAAUUCAUCUUGGCAAAAUUUGAAUUAUUACAAGGUUAUAUCAUAUGUUGUAAUAUUCCAAAACUUUAGUCGUAAAAUCACCCAAAAAAUGUAAUGUUACGAGAAAAAAUCUGUACUAUUAGGAGAUUGAAGUCAUUAUAUGACGUAACUGUACGUAAUAGCUAUUCAAAAUUAUCGUAUCACGACGUGACAUAAUAUGUUGUAAUAUUUCAAGAUUUUAAACGUAAUAUUACAAGAUUAAAGUCAUAAUAUUACGUAACUUUACAUAACUUUACCUACUUUACAUAAUAGCUGUUGAUUGAGCCUCGCUAAAUCAUUAUGUUACGACGUUACAUCAUACGUCGUAAUAUUGCAAAAUUUAAGUUGUAAAUAUUACGCAAAAAAAAGUCCUAAUUUUAUGUGUUCGACUUAAUAGGUAUUGAUUCCACUUCGCUAAUCGUAAUAUGAUUUUACGUCAUCCAUCAAAAUAUCGUAAUAUUACGGGAAGUCGUAAUAGUACGAGAAAAAAAAAAUAAUAUCAGGAGAUUAAAGUCAUAAUAUGAUGUAACUUUCCGAACUUUACACAAUGGCUAUUAAUUAAUCUUGGCAACAUUACUAAUAUUACGAGGUCAAAGUAAUAUGGCGUAACCUAGCUAUUGAUUCAUCUUGGCAAAAGGAUAAUUUUACGCAUUUACGUAUUAUGUUUCGUAAUUUGACUUACUUUAAUGAUUCAUCUUAGCUAAUCAUAAUACAUGUUAUGUCAUACAUCAAAAUAUCGUAAUAUUACGAGAAGUCGUAAUAGUACGAGAAAAAACUUUUUAAUAUUACGAGAUUAAAGUCAUAAUAUGAUGUAACUUUCCGUACUUUACGCAAUGGCUAUUAAUUAAUCUUGGAAAAAUUACUAAUAUUACGAGGUUACAUAAAAUGUCAUAAUAUUCCAAGAUUUUAGUGAUAAUAUUCCAAGAUUGAAGUCAUAAUAUUACAUAAUUUUAUGCACUCUACGUAAUAGCUAUUGAUUGAGUUUAGCUAAAUCAUAACAUUAGGACAUAACAUCAUACGUCGUAAUAUUCCAAGAUUUUAGUCGUAAAAUAAUGGGAAAAAAUGUGGAAAUUUGACGUACUUUAAGUGAUAGGUAUUGAUUCAUCUUAGCUAAUCAUAAUAUGAUGUUACGUCAUACAUCAAAAUAUAGUAAUAUUUUACGGCAUGACAUCAUAUGUUGUAAUAAUCCAAGAUUACGAUAUAAUUUACGAUAGAAAUGUAAUAUUGCGAGAUUAAAGUCUUAAUAUUACAUAACUUUACAUAAUAGCUAUUGAUUGAUCUUAGCUAAAUCAUAACAUAGCAUAAUAUGACAUGUCAUAUGACAUAAUAAUAUAAUAUUACAUCAUAUGUCGUAAUAUUGCAAGAUUUAAAUUGUCGAUAUUAAGAAAAAAAAUGCCGGCAUUUGAUGUACUUUAAGUAAUAGGUAUUGACUCAUUUUAGCUAAUCAUACUAUGACGUUAUGUCAUACAUCAAAAAUCGUAAUAUUACGAGAAAUCGUAAUAGUACGAGAAAAAAAAAUUGUUAAUAUUACGAGAUUAAUGUAAUAUGACGUAACCUAGCUAUUGAUUCAUCUUGGCAAAAUGAUAAUUUUACGCAUUUACGUAUUAUUUUUCGUAAUUUGACUUACGUUAAUGAUUCAUCUUAGCUAAUCAUAAUAGGAUGUUAUGUCAUACAUAAAAGAUAUCGUAAAGUUACGGGAAGUCACAAUAGUAGAGAAAAAACGCUGUAAUAUAACAACAUUGAAGUCAUAAUGUGACGUAACCUUACGUAAUAGCUAUUGAUUCAUCUUGGCAAAAUUUUACGACGUUACAUCAUAUGUCGUAAUAGUCCAAGAUUUUAGUUGUAAUAUUGCGAGAUUUAAGUCAUAAUAUUACAUAACCUUCGUACCUUACGCAAUAGCUAUUGAUUGAUCUUAGCUAAAUCAUAUUACGACGUCACAUCAUACCUCAUAAAAUUGCAAGACUUAAGCCGUAUUAUUACGGGGAAAAAAAAGUCGUAAUUUGACUUACUUUACGUCAUAGCUAUUGAUUCAUUUCAGCUAAUCAUAAUAUGAUGUUACGUCAUACAUCAAAAUAUCGUAAUAUUGCAAGAAGUCGCAACAUAAUGAGAAAAAAGCUGGAAAAUUACGAGUUUGAAGUGAUAAUAUGACGUGUAAUAUGACUUUUCUCUCAUUUCGUAAGUUUUUAAUCGUAAUUAUUUAUUUUAUAUUUUAUAUUAUAUAUAAUAUAUAUUAUAUUUUAUAUUAUAAUAUUCACUUUAUUUUUAUAUUAUUAUGAAUAAUGAGUAAUAUUACGACUUUUCGUAAAGUUGUGUAAAGUUGUAACGUAGACUUCAUAAUAAUAUAAAUUAUGAAGUCUGUGGUUGUAAAAUUAUGAAAAUUUAGCCGUGCUGCAACCUUACUUAUUAUUUGAAGUACCUCAAGUAAUAUGACGUUAUUAGUGACGGAAUAUUACGUUUUUUCAUACUCACGAUAUUACGACAUAUGACUUCAAUCACGUAAUAUCACGUAAAAAGUUAGGAAAAUGUAACCGUUCCGCAUACGAGAAGAUUUUUUUAAAGUACAUCAAGUAAUAUUACGACAUUCAUCUUGUAAUAUUGUGAUGUUUUUUCUCGUAAUAUUACUUUAUUUUCAUAAUAUUACGAAGUAUGAAUUCAAUAUCGUAAUAUGACAAAGUAACGUAAAGUUACGUAAGGUACUACAUAUGUAAUAUUACGAUUUUAAUCUCGUAGUAUGACUUUUCUCUCAUAACUUUUUCUGUAAUAUUACGACUUUAAUCUCAUAUGAUUAUGACACACGACCAAAAUCUCGUAAUAUUACGAUUUUACAGAAAGUUGUAAUAUUCCGAUUUAACCAUGCUGCAUCCGUACGUAUGACAUAAAAUACCUAAUAUUAUGCCUUUAGUUUUUACUCAUUAUAUUACAACUUCGGUUUUUACUAAUAUUACGGAGUUUGACUUCAAUCCCGUAAUAUGACGAUUUUAAUCUCAUAAUAUGACAACUUUUAUAUCAUAACUUUUUACUCGUAAUAUUACAACUUUAUUUUCAUAUUAUUACAAAGUAUGACUUCAAUCUCAUAAUAUUUAGUAAAGUACAUGAAGUUACGAAAAGUACGUAUGUUAUAAUACGAUUUUAAUCUCAUAAUAUGACAACUUUUUCUCAUAUCGUAAUUUUUUUCUCGGAAUAUUACAACUUUAAUCUCAUACGAAUAUGACACACGACUAAAAUCUCGUAAUAUUAUGUACGUAUGACAUAAAGUACCUAAUAUUACGACUUUAGAGUUUUUAGUUGUUAUAAUACAACUUUUUUUUGGAUAAUAUUACGAAGUAUGACAUCAAUCUUGUAAUAUGACCGAAAGGACAUAAAGUACGUAAAGUACAUAUGUAAUAUUACGAUUUUAAUCUCGUAAUAUUACAACUUUUUCUCAUAUUGCAAAAUUUUUCUGGUAAUAUUACGACUCAUGACUUAAAUGUCAUAAUGUUACGAUUUUACGUAAAGUAUAUAAAUAUUCAAAUUUAGCAGUGCUGCAUCCUUACAUGACAUGGAGUGCGUAAUAUUACGACUUUAAUGUCAUAUUAAUACGAAGUUUGAAGUACAUAUGUCAUAUUACGAUUUUAAUCUCGUAAUGUGACAAUUUUUUCUCAUAUCGUAACUUUUUACUCAUUAUAUUACAACUUUAUUUCCAUAUUAUUAUGAAGUAUGACUUCAAUCUCGUAAUAUUUAGUAAAGUAUGUCAAGUUACGUCAAGUACAUAUGUCAUAAUAUGAUUUUAAUCUCAUAAUAUGAAAACUUUUACUCAUAUCGGAACUUUUUUCUCGUAAUAAUACUUCAAGCUCAUACUAUUCCGACACACGACUUAAAUCUUGUAAUAUUACGACUUUAGGUAAAGUCGUAAUAUUCCGAUUUUGCCGUGCUGCAUCCGUACGUAUGACAUAAAGUACCGAAUAUGACGACUUUAAUCUUGGAGUUUUUCCUCAUAAUUUUACAACUUUAUUUUCCAAAAUAUUACGAUGUACGACAUCAAUCUUGCAAUAUGACGUAAAGUACGUAAAGUACAUAAAGUACAUAUGUAAUAUUACGAUUUCGAUCUCAUAAUAUUACAACUUUUAUUUUCAUAACGUUUUUCUCAUAUUACGACUUUAAUGUCAUACUAUUCCAACACAUGACUUAAAUCUCGUAAUAUUAGGAUAUUACAUAAAGUUGUAAUAUUCCGAUUUUGCCGCGGUGCAUCCGUACGUAUGACAUGAAGUACCGACUAUGACGACUUUUAUUUUGAGUUUUUACUCGAAAUAUUGCUUAUUUUCAUAUUAAUAUGAAGUAUGACCACAGUCCCGUAAUAUGACGUGAAAAACGUAAAAAUACGUAGUAUUACGAUUUAGCUGUACUGCAUCCAUACAUAUGUAACAUUACGACGUUUUUCCCAUAAUAUGAUUACAGUCUGAACGCAGACUAAUCUUACAAUGCUAAUAAUGCUAAAAAUAUCGUAAUAUUAGGCUUUCAACUUUCACCAUUUUAGGCGUAAUUUCUUCUGUUUUUUUUUUUUUUUUUUUUUUGCGUGGCCCUAAAACUCGCUGGUCGUAUCUUGCGUAAUGAGCCGUCAAGCUUUUUUUUUUUUUCUUUGUUUGUUGAAAUACAAAUAAGGGCACUGUAUAAAGGCAUUAUUUAUUUUGUUAUAAAAUAUAUUUGAAAAUGGGUCCAAAUAAUAUGCGCAGCACUGAUGCUCGACUGACGGAUUUAUUUUGUAUGUUUUCCAUUUGGAGCUGGAAGGCUUUUUUUUUUUUUUUUUCUAGAUGCUUUGUACCAAAAAUAAUGUCUUUUAUCCCCCCCACCCCCCACCUUUUUGCUCACUCGCCAUCAAUAUUUUAACAGCGUCACCUAGCGGGAAUGUUAUCUUACGUCACCCACCUCAACGCUGGCAAAAAUGUCCAUUUUGUAUUCAAGACACUUUAGUGCGGUUCGCCCCUCGAUGCCUGAAUGAUGUUGGCUUUGCGUGGAAGUUAAACGCAUGAAUUUUCACAUUUUUAAAAUGCUUACAUGUGUGACAGUUUUGAUCCAAAUCAUGUCAUUUAUUCAUAAAAAAUAUUCAGGAUAUUAAAGCUCACCAGGCUACAGUUUUUUCUUGUGGCAAAAAUGUACAGUUCCCAUUCAUUUCCAAUGAGCAAAAUUUCCCAUUCGUUUCCUAUGGCCUUAUUCGACAUGCCAUUAACAGGAAGUGACACGUGAUCAAUGGGAAGUGACCCGUUAUCAACCGGAAGCAUGCCCAGGAAUUAACAGGGAGCGACCUGUUAUAAACAGGUAGUAACCCAAAAAUGCCCACUAUUCAACAGGAAGUGAGUCAAUAUCAACAGGAAAUGACCCGGAAAUGCCUGCAAACCAACAGGAAGUGUCCCUAAAAUGUCCCCAAAUCAACAGGAAGUGACCCAUUAUUAACUGGAAACACCCUGAAAUGCCCCAAAGUCAACAGGAAGUGACCCCAAAAUGUACCCAAAUCAACAGGAAGUGACCCAAAAAUGCCCACUAUUCAACAGGAAGUGAGUCAAUAUCAACAAGAAAUGACCCGAAAAUGCCUAAAUGUACCCAAAUCAACAGGAAGUGACCCUAAAAUGCACCCAAAUCAACAGGAAGUGACCCAAAAAUGCCCACUAUUCAACAGGAAGUGACCCCGAAAUGCACCCAAAUCAACAGGAAGUGACCCAAAAUUGCCUACUAUUGAAAAGGAAGUGAUUUGAUAUCGACAGGAAGUGACUCAGAAAUGCCCCCAAAUCAACAGGAAGUGACACUUUAUUAACCGGAAACACCCUGAAAUGCCCCCAAGUCAACAGAAAGUGACCCCAAAAUGCACCCAAAUCAACAGGAAGUGACCCAAAAAUGGCCACUAUUCAACAGGAAGUGAGUCAAUAUCAACAGGAAAUGACCCAGAAAUGCCCCCAAGUCAACAGGAAGUGACCCCGAAAUGCACCCAAAUCAACAGGAAGUGACCCAAAAAUGCCUACUAUUGAAAAGGAAGUGACCUGAUAUCAACAGGAAGUGACUCAGAAAUGCACCCAAAUCAACAGGAAGUGACCCAAAAAUGCCCACUAUUCAACAGGAAGUGACCUGAUAUCAACAGGAAGUGACUCAGAAAUGCACCCAAAUCAACAGGAAGUGACCCAAAAAUGCCCACUAUUCAACAGGAAGUGACCUGAUAUCAACAGGAAGUGACUCAGAAAUGCCCACAAAUCAACAGGAAGUGACCCAAAAAUGCCCACUAUUCAACAGGAAGUGACCUGAUAUCAACAGGAAGUGACCCAAAAAUGCCCACUAUUCAACAGGGAGUGACUCAGAAAUGCACCCAAAUCAACAGGAAGUGACCUGUAUCUACAGGAAGUGACGCAGAAAUGCCCGCAAAAAUCAACAGGAAGUGACCCAAUAUCAACAUGAAGCGACCCCAAAAUACCCCCAAAUCAAGAGAAAGUGACCUGAUAUCAACAGGAAGUGACCCAAAAAUAACCCCUAUUCAACAGGAAGUUACCCAGAAAUGUCUGUAAAUCAACAGGAAGUGACCUGAUAUCCACGGGAUCUGACGCCAAAAUGGCUCCAAAUAGACAGGAAGUUACCCGAUAUCCAUGGGAUCUGAUGCCAAAAUGCCGUCAAAUCGACAGGAAGUGACCCCAAAAUACCCCCAAAUCAACAGGAAGCGACCCAUUGUUAUCCGGAAACACCCUGUAAUGCCCCCAAGUCAACAAGAAGUCACCUGAUAUCAAGGAAGUGACCCUGAUCAACAGGAUGUGACCAAAUAUCAACAGGAAGUAACCCUGAAAUGUCCCCAAAUCAGCAGGAAGUGACCUGAUAUCAAGGAAGUGACCCUGAAAUGUCCUUAAAUCAACGGAAAGGGACUCAGAAAUGCCCCCAAAUUAACAGGAAGUUACCUGUUGCUAACAGGAAGUGACCCAGAUAUGCCCCCAAAUCAACAGGAAGUGACCUGAUAUCGAGGAAGUGACCCUGAAAUGUCCCCAAAUCAACAGGAACGUGACUCUGAAAUUCCGCCAAAUCAAUAGAAACUGACCCAAUAUCCGCAAGAUGUGACCCUUAAAAUGCCGCCAAAUUAAAAGGAAGUGACCCAAUAUUGAUAGUAAGUGACCCCAAAAUGCACCCAAAACAACGGGAAGUGACCUCAUAUCGACAGGAAAUGACCAUGGAGUGCCCCCAAAUCAACAGGAAGUGACCCAAAAUCAAUAGUAAGUGACACAGAAAUCCCGCCAAAUCAACAGGAAGUGACAGCAAAAUGCACUCAAAUCAACAGGAAUUGACCUGAUAUCAACAGGAAGUGACCCAGAAUUUCCUCCACAACAAUAGGAAGUCACCUGUGAUCAACAGGAAGUGACCCAUUAUCCACUGGAAACACCUUGAAAUGCAGGAAGUGAGUCAAUAUCAACAGGAAAUGACUUGAAAUGUUACCCUUUUUUUCAU
This is a messenger RNA of Corythoichthys intestinalis (scribbled pipefish), 12009 nucleotides long. It is a transcript of the gene igf2b, whose product is annotated as insulin-like growth factor 2b. Bases 172 to 813 code for a protein of 213 amino acids. Gene Ontology annotation, molecular function: growth factor activity; protein serine/threonine kinase activator activity; insulin-like growth factor receptor binding. Gene Ontology annotation, biological process: positive regulation of activated T cell proliferation; positive regulation of transcription by RNA polymerase II; positive regulation of MAPK cascade. The transcript is spliced from 4 exons. The record is from RefSeq and is a predicted model, not a curated record. Gene Ontology annotation, cellular component: extracellular region. Lineage: Eukaryota; Metazoa; Chordata; Actinopteri; Syngnathiformes; Syngnathidae.